Mucor mucedo is the source of this 541-nucleotide messenger RNA. Its product is annotated as histone H3. The transcript is spliced from 2 exons. Lineage: Eukaryota; Fungi; Mucoromycota; Mucoromycetes; Mucorales; Mucoraceae. Gene Ontology annotation, cellular component: nucleosome. The record is from RefSeq and is a predicted model, not a curated record. Bases 1 to 411 code for a protein of 136 amino acids. Gene Ontology annotation, molecular function: DNA binding; structural constituent of chromatin; protein heterodimerization activity.
AUGGCUCGUACUAAGCAAACAGCUCGUAAGUCUACUGGUGGUAAGGCACCUCGUAAGCAAUUGGCCACCAAGGCUGCUCGUAAAUCUGCUCCUUCCACUGGUGGUGUCAAGAAGCCUCAUCGUUACAGACCCGGUACCGUUGCUCUUCGUGAAAUUCGUCGUUACCAAAAGUCUACCGAACUCUUAAUCCGUAAGCUUCCCUUCCAACGUCUCGUUCGUGAAAUUGCUCAAGAUUUCAAGACCGAUUUACGUUUCCAAUCUUCUGCCAUUGGUGCCCUUCAAGAAGCUUCUGAAGCCUACUUGGUCUCUCUCUUUGAAGAUACUAACUUGGCCGCUAUUCAUGCUAAGCGUGUCACCAUUCAACCCAAGGAUAUCCAAUUGGCUCGUCGUCUUCGUGGUGAACGUUCUUAAACUAAGAAAAAAAACCCUCUGCUUCUCACCUAAAUCUUUUUUAUUUUUUUAUAUAAAAAAAAAAGAAUUCAUCAGACAAUAAAGCGUAUUGAUUAUAAUAAUAAAAAAAGUCAUUUUGUUCUGUUUGCAG